Acanthosepion pharaonis is the source of this 3330-nucleotide messenger RNA. NCBI's taxonomy places the organism in Eukaryota, Metazoa, Mollusca, Cephalopoda, Sepiida, Sepiidae. The record is from the annotation of a GenBank genome assembly.
AUGAUCCCCAUAUUACAAGCUAUCUCUUUCUUUUCUCUAUUUUCACUGGAUCUCGUCUGCUUUUCGUUUUUUAUACGCACGCAUAUUUCCUUUCUCUCUCUGUCAAUUUGUCUGUUCCCCCCCUCUCUCUUAUACUGUCUCGACAUUUUUCUUUGUCGGCAGUCUAUUUCUUUCUUUCCCUCUUUAUUUUUUCUUUCUUUCUUUUUUGUCUGUGAUUCUUUCUUUUUUCCUUCUUUUACUCUUCCUUUUUUUCUUUUUCUCUUUUUCUCUUUCUUUCAUAGUUCUUCCAACCUUUCACUCUCUUUUCCUUUUUUCCUCGUCCUUCUGUUUUCCUCUUUUCUUUCGUUUCUUAUUCUUUCACUGAGUCUUUCUUUCUAUUUCCUUCUCCUUUCUUUCUUUGUUUCCCCAUUUUUGCCAUUCGUCUGCCUGAACUGUUGGAGUCCGGUUCUUAAUUCUUUUAUUGUGACCUUUUCUUAUUUUUCUCCCGCAUUCUUUCUUUCAUUCUUUGCUUAUUUUUCUUUUUCAUUCUUUCUUUCAUUCUUUGCUUAUUUUUUCUCCCUCAUUCUUUCUUUCAUUUUUUGCUUAUUUUUCUCCCUUAUUCUUUCUUUCAUUCUUUGCUUAUUUUUCUCACUUAUUCUUUCUUUCAUUCUUUGCUUAUUUUUUCUCCCUCAUUUCUUUCUUUCAUUCUUUGCUUAUUUUUUUCUCCCGCAUUCUUUCUUUCAUUCUUUUGCUUAUUUUUCUCCUCAUUCUUUCUUUCAUUCUUUGCUUAUUUUUUUUCCCCAUUCUUUCUUUCAUUCUUUGCUUAUUUUUUCCCGCAUUCUUUCUUUCAUUCUUUUCUCUUAUUUUUCUCCCUCAUUCUUUCUUUCAUUCUUUGCUUUAUUUUUUCUCCCGCAUUCUUUUCUUUCAUUCUUUUGCUUAUUUUUUCCCUUUCAUUCUUUCUUUCAUUCUUUGCUUAUUUUUCUCCCUCAUUCUUUCUUUCAUUCUUUUUUCUUAUUUUUUCUCCCCUGCAUUCUUUCUUUCAUUCUUUUGCUUAUUUUUCUCCCUCAUUCUUUCUUUCAUUCUUUUGCUUAUUUUUUCUCCCGCAUUCUUUCUUUCAUUCUUUUGCUUAUUUUUCUCCCGCAUUCUUUCUUUCAUUCUUUUUUGCUUAUUUUUCUCCCUCAUUCUUUCUUUUCAUUCUUUUGCUUAUUUUUUUCUCCUGCAUUCUUUCUUUCAUUCUUUUGCUUAUUUUCCUCCCCUCAUUCUUUCUUUCAUUCUUUGCUUAUUUUUUCUCCCGCAUUCUUUCUUUCAUUCUUUGCUUAUUUUUUCUCCCGCAUUCUUUCUUUCAUUCUUUGCUUAUUUUUCUCCCUCAUUCUUUCUUUCAUUCUUUGCUUAUUUUUUCUCCCGCAUUCUUUCUUUCAUUCUUUGCUUAUUUUUCUCCCUUCAUUCUUUCUUUUUCAUUCUUUGCUUAUGUUUUCUCCCACAUUCUUUCUUUUCAUUCUUUUGCUUAUUUUUCUCCCUCAUUCUUUCUUUCAUUCUUUUGCUUAUUUUUUUCUCCCGCAUUCUUUCUUUCAUUCUUUUGCUUAUUUUUCUCCCGCAUUCUUUUUUUUCUUCUUUUUGCUUAUUUUUCUCCCUCAUUCUUUCUUUCAUUUUUUGCUUAUUUUUCUCCUCAUUCUUUUUCUUUCAUUCUUUGCUUAUUUUUCUCCCUCAUUCUUUCUUUCAUUCUUUGCUUAUUUUUCUCCCUCAUUCUUUCUUUCAUUUUUUGCUUAUUUUUCUCCCUCAUUCUUUCUUUCAUUCUUUGCUUAUUUUUCUCCCUCAUUCUUUCUUUCAUUCUUUGCUUAUUUUUCUCCCUCAUUCUUUCUUUCAUUCUUUGCUUAUUUUUUCUCCCGCAUUCUUUCUUUCAUUCUUUGCUUAUUUUUCUCCCUCAUUCUUUCUUUCAUUCUUUGCUUAUUUUUUCUCCCGCAUUCUUUCUUUCAUUCUUUGCUUAUUUUUUCUCCCGCAUUCUUUCUUUCAUUCUUUGCUUAUUUUUCUCCCUCAUUCUUUCUUUCAUUCUUUGCUUAUUUUUUCUCCCGCAUUCUUUCUUUCAUUCUUUGCUUAUUUUUCUCCCUCAUUCUUUCUUUCAUUCUUUGCUUAUUUUUCUCCCGCAUUCUUUUUUCAUUCUUUUUCUUGCUUAUUUUCUCCCUCAUUCUUUCUUUCAUUCUUUUUGCUUAUUUUUUCCCCGCAUUCUUUCUUUCAUUCUUUGCUUAUUUUUCUCCCGCAUUCUUUCUUUCAUUCUUUGCUUAUUUUUUCUCCCUUAUUCUUUCUUUCACUCUUUGCUUAUUUUUCUCCCUCAUUCUUUCUUUCAUUCUUUGCUUACUUUUUCUCCCGCAUUCUUUCUUUCAUUCUUUGCUUAUUUUUCUCCCUCAUUCUUUCUUUCAUUCUUUGCUUAUUUUUCUCCCUCAUUCUUUCUUUCAUUUUUUGCUUAUUUUUCUCCCUCAUUCUUUCUUUCAUUCUUUGCUUAUUUUUCUCCCUCAUUCUUUCUUUCAUUUUUUGCUUAUUUUUCUCCCUCAUUCUUUCUUUCAUUCUUUGCUUAUUUUUCUCCCUCAUUCUUUCUUUCAUUCUUUGCUUAUUUUUCUCCCUCAUUCUUUCUUUCAUUUUUGCUUAUUUUUCUCCCUCAUUCUUUUUUUCAUUCUUUGCUUAUUUUUCUUCCUCAUUCUUUCUUUCAUUUUUUUGGUUAUUUUUCUCCCUCAUUCUUUCUUUCAUUUUUCGCUUAUUUUCUUCCUCAUUCUUUCUUUCAUUUUUGCUUAUUUUUCUCCCUCAUUCUUUUUUUCAUUCUUUGCUUAUUUUUCUUCCUCAUUCUUUCUUUCAUUUUUUUGGUUAUUUUUCUCCCUCAUUCUUUCUUUCAUUUUUCGCUUAUUUUCUUCCUCAUUCUUUCUUUCAUUCUUUGCUUAUUUUUUAUUUUGGUCACUUAUCGUCAUUUAUUUCUCAUUCAUUCAUUCUUUCUUUCUGCUUCUUUCUUUUCUUCUUCUUUUUCUUCUUCUUUUACUUCUUUUUCCUCUUCUUUUUUUUCGUCUUCUUUUACUUUAUCUUUUUCUUUUUCUUCUCUUUUCUAUUCCUUCUUUUUCUUUUUCCUUCUUUUUCUUUUUUCUUCUUUUUCUUUUUCUUCUUUUUCUUCUUUCUUUAUUCUUUUUCCCCGUUUUUCUUUUUCUUCUUUUUCUUUUCUUCUUUAUAUUUUCUUGUUUUUCUUUUACUUCUUUUAUCGUAUUCUUUUUCGUCUUUAUCUUUUAUUUUAUUGUUCUUCUUUGUCUCCUUCCCCUCUCCAUCCCCCUCCUUCUUCUUUUCCCCCUCCCUCUCCUCCUCCUUCUUCUUCUUUAA